AUUAUAAAUAUCAUUUAUUUAUUAUUUUAAAAUAUAAUUAAAUUACUGUUUAUAAAUUAUUAAAAACUUUAUAUUAUUUGUAAUCAGCACCAUCAAGCGUCAAAAAAUGUAACUAUUUCACUAUCCUCCAUAAUGAUAAUUGAAAUUUUCCUUAAUGUCAUAUUUGACAAUUAUAAGAAUAAAAUAUAAAACAAACUUUAUUGUAUAAUAGCCAUGCAUUUUUUGUGCGACAUAAUGUAUAUAUUUUACAUAUAAAAAACAGCAUAAUAUUAUGACAUGUUAUAGAAAUAUAUAUUAACAAAAUGGCAGAGAAAACUACAAUAGGUGGUAUUCCAGUUGAAUGUUUAACUGGAGAACCUGCAGCUAUUUGGUCUGGUUGGCGUAUAUUGGGAGAUAGAGAACUUGUUAGAGAAGCAUCUGCAAAAGGCACUCAUAUUAAUCUUGCUUAUAAAUGUUUAGCUUACAGAAGAAGAUGUUCUAUUGAAAAUGCUCAAUGUUAUUUCAAUAAAGAAGUAGAAAUUUGGAUUAUAGAACUUCUAAAAAGACAUCAAAUUUAUAAAGCUUCUCAUAUUUUAAAUAAUAUGAAUAAAGAUCCAGUAAAAUAUAUAUUUGAAGUUUGUGUAAAUUGUAAAGAUUAUAUGUUAAGAAAUUAUUUAUCAGAGCACUUAAUAAGUAUUGCAUGUUUUGAAAAUGAAUAUAUAAAUUCAUGGAAUAUAAUAAAAAGCAUUUCGCAAUUUGAACAAAAACAUAUGAUUAAAGAUGGUUUAAGCACUUCUUUAUGUAUAGAAGAUAUUAUAAAACUACCAGAAAUUGUAAGGCAAUCAUUAUGUACAGAAUUAUAUUUUUCUUUAAAUGAACAAUCUCUUUUAAAAAAUGUAACUAACAAUAUAUUAUGGGAUUAUUUAUUAUCAAAUAAUAAAAUUGUUCCCAUAAAGUUUUGGAUUGAUACUUAUUAUGGUAAUAAUACAAUAGAAGAAUCAAAUAUGAUUAACGAAGAAUAUAAGUUAUUGUUUAAUAGUUUAGAUAUAGUUCCAAACAUGAUUGAAGCUAUUGAUUCUUCAAGUGCUAGUACCCUUAUAAAAAAUUUAACUAAAAAUCAUUUAUGUAGGUAUGGUAUAUUUGUUAAAAAAGAACAACAAGAUGUAAAAUUAUUAUUAGCACGUAUUUUUGGAAAUGCAAUAUCAAUAUCAGAAUUCAACACGAUAUUAUCAUAUAAAUCUUGUAAUAUUAAUAGAAAUGAAUUUAUGAGCAGAAUUGAUAAAGAAUUAUGUCUGGCACGUUGUUUGAAUCAAAUAAAUAUUCAAGAAGAUAAAAUUAAAAUUGCUGAAUUAUAUGAUGCAUUAACAAAAAUGUGUGAAAGUCAAGAACAGAAUAUGUUAAUAGAAGGAAUUUUUAAAACAAUUUAUUAUCUUUCUGAUGAUACCAUUGAAUAUUUGAAAGAAAAUUAUUUAAUAGUUUUAGUAUUAAUAUUUUCAUAUUUAUCUAAAGAAAAUGCAGUAUAUAAUCAAAAUAAAAAUACAACUAUGAAACAAAAUAUAUUAAGAGAUAUAUUUAUAAGUGAAAAUGGUUUACAAUUAUGUGAUUAUAAUAUUUCAAAUGAAAUUCUUCAAAAUACAUUAGAACAAAUAUCAAUUCUUAAAUCUAUUAUAGAAAAAAAACAAAAGAAAGAAGUGACAAUAUAUGAAUUAUUAGAUGGUUACAAAAAUUUAAAUAUAAAACGUUUAUAUAAAUGGCGUUUUAAUAAUGAGCCUAUGCCUUAUUUUUCUAAUGAAAUUCUUGUUAAAAAAUAUGGAUAUACAGAAACAUUAACAUAUGAAUACUACUUGAAAGAAGCCCGUCCUAAUAUGGCUAUAUUUAGUUUAAAACAUUCCCAAGGAAAACUAAUUGGAAAUAUUUCUUGUAGAAGGAAACAUAAAGCAGCUUUAUAUGCACAUAUUUUUGCCUUACGAAAUUUAAAUAAACCAGAAAUAUUGCAUACUUGUAUUUCUUUCAUUGAAAUGUUAAAUAUUGAUUCAGAAAAUUUAAGACUUCAUAUAACUGUGGCAAAUUAUAUUGAUAAGGAAAUUAAUAUUUCUAUUGGAAAUUUACUAGAAAAUAUAAUUUAUGGAAAUGAAGAUGAUUUAAAAUCUGUAAUGGCUUAUCUUGAAAGUAGUUUUCAAAAAAAUUUUGUUGAAAGUUUGAUUGAUGAUAGUCAGCAAUUUAUAAAUAUAUUGAAGAUAUGGGAUAUUAUUGUACGAUUUGCAAGGAUGCACAAUUUUUCUUUGCCAAUUAGUUUAUUAAAAUUUUUAGCAAAUCAGAAUUUCUGGUUUGAAUUUGUGUUAGUUUGUCAGAUAUUUAAUUAUUCUUUGAAUCAGGUAUUGGAAAAUGCAAAACAUUUUGAAGAUACAAUUCUCAGAGAACAUUUGUUAACUUGUUUGUGCAAUGUUCAACUUACAAAAUCUCAAUUAGCUGUUUGUAGCGAACAGAAGAUAAAAUCACGAGAUCAUAGACAAUCAUUAUAUUAUAAAAUUGGUGUUAAACAAAAUGAAUCGCCAAUUUAUGAUUCUCCAGUAUUAACAGAUUCAGCAAGUACUUCUGAAUCUCAUGAUAUGUAUGAAUAUGCUAUAAAUGACAAUAUUUGUUCUCCAGAUGAUGAUUUAUGGUUGAUUAUUCUAAAAUGUCAUCAAAGCCCAGAUCCACCUGGUGCUUUAAUAAAUUCAUCUCGGUUAACCUUAAGACCUUUUCUUGCAGUUUUAGCAACUUGUUAUGAGCCAUCUUCAAUAACAGCAUAUUGUUAUUCUUGGAUGGUAAUAUCUACUACAGAUAAAGAAAUUCUUUCUAAUUAUAAUGAAUGUUUAGAACAACAAAUAUGGACAGCCAAUCAAGUUUCUAAUUUAUUAGAGCAAAUGGUAAAAAAUGGAUAUAUCAAUAUUCUUAAUAAAGCUUACAAAAUUUUUAUGCCUGAAAAUCUCUUUAAUUUAUUUUUUGAAUUUCUCGAACAAUGUGCAAUUUAUGGUAAUUUCAAAGAUUAUCAACAAAAUUUAUUGGAUUUUAAAACACAAUGUGUAGAUCUCAAAUUUAAUGAUGCAAUGGAUUGGAACUGUUCAGAUAUUACAUACUUGAAUAAUUUAUAUUGGAUUGCUACUGUUACAAUUAAAUGCGUUAUUGCAACACUCGCUUAUGGACUAAAAAGUUCGCAUUUGCAAAUAAAAUUCCUUGAAAUUUUAAUAAAAUGUAAUUUUCAUAAAAAUUUCCCAGUUUUCGUUCCAAACUUUCAAUCUUUCCUACAAAUUAUAAAAAUUCUUCAAAAAACUAAUGUCACAUUAAAUUUUGCGGCAUUCUCAGUAUCAGAUAAUAUUUAUAGUUUUGAUACAGAAAUUCAUAGAUGUAUUGAUGAUUUAAUAAGAAUCGAAAAUUAUGCUAGUGCUUUAGAAUUAUCAAAUGUUGUGGGAUUCAGUUUAUCUGAAAUAAUUUUAGCUCAGUAUCGAAGUAAAUUUAAAUAUUAUAUUCAUAAAAAUGAAAAAAUUGAAGAUAAUUUUUGGUAUGAAUGUGCAUUAAAUUUUAAAAAAUAUAAUAUUCCAUAUAAAGAAGUAGUAGAAUUUUUUGUUGAGCAUGCUGAAAAAGUUACUUCUCAUAAGGAAAGAUAUGAAAUAUUAAAACUAGCUUUUGAAACUUUAAAAAAUAUUGAAACAGAACAGCAAGAUAUUUAUACACUGGAAAUGGCAAUGUGGAAAUCAUGUAUAUUAGCAGGUCCCGAAAGUAUACAAUUAGAUAAUGGACCUUAUAUUUUUAAUAAAUUAAAAACAGAAUUAUUAUCAGGAUUAAAUAAAUUGAAAUUUAGCUAUACAUUAAAUAAUGUACAGGAAAGAAAUGCAGCUAAAAUUUUAAUUGAUACAUUAAUUGAUUUAGGUAAAUUAGAUAUUGCACUGAGAAUAACUACAAUCUUUAAUUUUAAACAUAAGGAUUUACAAAUUCUAAUAUUAUGUUUGAGUCUAGCAGAAGGAGAAAUUUUACCAAAUGAUUUAACUAUUGAACAACAAAAUCUUCUAAAAGAAGUAAAUAAGAAUAAACAACAAAAAUAUAGUGCCUUAAAGAAUCGUAGCUUACAAAGAUUUUCUUCAUCUUCUUCAUUAGUUACUUCAAUCAAUAUAAAUGAAAUGUCAAAAGAUAAAACAAACAUACAAGUGGAAUGUUUAUUAAUUUUACAAAAAUUAUUUGAUAUUCUGGAACAUGGCUUAGACAUAUGUCUUAGAAUUGUUCUAUGUUAUAAAUUAGCAAUGCAAUUAGAGAAAAGUUAUCAGGUAUUAUUAGUAUUAAACAAUCCAAUUCAGUUUUUACAAGAAGUUACAGAAAGUAAUAUUAAAGAUAAAUCUGAAAUUAUUAAUGAUAUAAUUAUUGCAUAUAAAAUAGAUAAUGAUACUGUUGCAACAUUUUUGGCUGAAAAUAUUACUCUAAACAUUACUUCUGCUGUAAAAGGUGGAUAUGAAAAUAAUAUUUGUUUAUGGGAAUAUUCUUUAAAUACGAAUUUUCGUGUUAUUAUGGAAUUGUGUAAUGAUGUUUCACUCCUCGGUUGGAAGCUUUUAAAAACGGUAAAUAAAUUACUUGGUCAUUCUCAUGGUGAAAAGACAAAUGCAUUAACCCUUAAAACAAUCGUGGAAUUAUUAAUACGAGCUCAUGAUUGUUUUACAACUUCUUGCAAUAUGGAAGGAAUUGCAUCAGUAUUAUGUAAAUGUCAAAUUUUCUCAAAUAUUUUACAAAAUCUUAAAUAUUGGACAUUAUUGGUCCGCCUUGUAACAGGUGUUGGUCGUUUUACAGAAAUGAAUUAUAUAUUUCAAAUUCUAAAAGAAAAUGAUCAAUUUGAAUUUUUACUUGGAAAAGGAUUAAAUAAGGUUACUGGUUUAGAAACAGCACUUUUGGAUUUUCUUAAACAUCAUUGUCCUGAAAAUAAAGAGCUUUUUACUCUAGUAGCCUUACAUUUUCGAUUAUAUCAUGAAUUAGCACUUAUGUGGGAAAAUGAAGCAAAAGAUUUAAUCAAAACAAUAAUAUCAGAUGCUACAAAAGAAUAUAAUAAAUUACAAAAUAAUGUUCAACAUGAAAUAAAAUUUAUUAAAACUGAAUAUAUUCAAAAACAGUUACAAUUAAUUAUAACUAAUUAUACUCAUGCAACAGAAUACUAUUUACAGGCUAAUAAAUUAAAUCUUGCUAGUCAAUGUUCUGAUCAAGUACAAUUAGUAGCUCUUCAACUUUCACUUUUUAAUACAUCUUAUAAUCAACAAGUAAUUUGUAUACUUAAUUUAAAACCUGAAGAUAUUGAUAAAGUAUUGUGUCAUAAUUUAAGUUUCUCUCAAAGUUUUAUUAUUGUUCAUGCUUAUAAUCACCAUGUAGAUUGGGCUAAUUUGAUUUAUAAUCAUUGUAUAUUAAAUGGAGAAACAAAAUAUUUAAAAGAUUUCAUAACAGUAAAUAAGCUCACUCCAGGUCUUGUACAAGAUUGUGUACGAAGAUAUAGAUUGGAAAAAAGUAUUACUCAUACUAUGACAAAUAAUAUGAAAAUAUUAAUUUCUGAAUUAUCAGAUGUGGAGUGUAAAUAUGUAUUAGCAAGUCAAUUAGGAUUUAAAAAUAUUGUAGAAGCAAUGCUUAAUAAUCCUAUGAUAGGUGCAUAUCUUAAAGAUACUGUAUGGAAAAAAGGAUAUAAUGCUACUUAAAUACCUAUAAUAUAUUCUAAAUAUAUAUAAAUAAAUAUA
Messenger RNA from Apis florea (little honeybee), 5720 nucleotides. RefSeq names its product spatacsin (gene SPG11). NCBI's taxonomy places the organism in Eukaryota, Metazoa, Arthropoda, Insecta, Hymenoptera, Apidae. Gene Ontology annotation, biological process: axonogenesis; synaptic vesicle transport; axo-dendritic transport. Gene Ontology annotation, cellular component: cytoplasm; axon; synapse. The record is from RefSeq and is a predicted model, not a curated record.